GCAAAACGUGGGCCACCGGCCAUUUCCUAACUGCAGAUAUCCCGACAGCCAACGCGCCGCCACUCUUCCCACCACUCACCGCCACUGCUCCUGCCCAUCAUCCCAUGGCCGCGCCCGUGCCGCCCUCCCCGGCGAGCCCCGCCGCGCGCCCGGCGACGCCCCUCCUCCCGACCAUGGCGGACAUCAUGGCGACGUCGCGCGCGCAGGGCCUGCGCGUGCGCCUAAGCACGGUGGGGCCCUUCUUCCGCGUCACGGCGGCCACCCGCGGCAGCGAAGGGGAGGAGGCCGUGGAGCUGGGCCGUGCCGAGGGCGCCGUCCGGCCGUGGCCCAGCGGCGCCGUGCUGCACCUCGACUCCAUGCGAAUGACGCGCGCCACGCUGGAGGUAGCCGACCGGCCCCUGUUCGGGCUGGGGAUUUUCCUAGGCGCCGUCGCUAUCCGCCAUGGCUACGACGCCGGGUGCGCGCGCGCCGAGCUGCUCGCCAUUAACGACACGCCGCUCUACCACGACAAGCUCGUUAGAUUCUAUACAAGGAUGGGUUUCAAAGCAGUGCACGAGGUAGAUGGAUCGUCGAUCGCUGAUCUUGCUCACAUGUUAGUCUGGGGUGGUAGGGGCACAAGAAUGGAUGCUGAUAUCGAAGAGCUUCUUAUUAAGUGGGCGAAAAGAUUCAGAUCUCAUGACUAAAGACUGAUAAGUUUUGUUUAUAAUGAGAUAUGCAUUCUUUGCAGCAUGCAAAUCUAGAUUGGACAAAAUAUAAGAGAUGGGAAAUUCUGAGGUUCUGCUGUUUAUUUCACCUGGCUUGACACCCUGAUCACUGCUAGGAGUAUAUACUGAUUGUAUCGCGAAGCUCGCAAGGAGAGCAUGGUUGAAGCAUCCCAAGUUCCUAUAGGAAUUAAGGUAAAAGCUGUGUAAAUGAGCUCCAAACAAGUAAAUUUCAAAGCAUGACGAUGGUGAUACCUGAUACUCUUUUAAUUUAUAAGAAAGCAGUUCCAUUGUUA
Molecule: messenger RNA, 997 nt
Organism: Phragmites australis (common reed)
Lineage: Eukaryota; Viridiplantae; Streptophyta; Magnoliopsida; Poales; Poaceae
Exons: 3
Coding region: 105-683 (192 amino acids)
Source: RefSeq, a predicted model, not a curated record